CCAGGUGGUUCCGUGCAAACGAUCAGCCCGAACAGAUCGCUGACGAUGUUGAACAUCAGUCCCAGACCCAAGAAGAGGGCGACGUCGCUGAAGAAACCGAAGAGUCGCCAUCUUGAAAAUGUCGAACUCGAGGAGAUGCGGCCUCGAACGAGCAGCCUGCCGAGCCGGAACCAGCUGAGCAAGCCUUACAUGCAGUACCUGUCCCCGUGCGUGGACGACGAAAGCGUUUAUACGUGCCGCUCGUUCGUCACGACGUCCAAGGGCGUCCUCGUCAACCGCGGGGACUCGCUGCGGUCUCGGAGUACCAACAGCAUCAUUUCCUCCGGAAGCGGAAGUAUGACCGAACUCACACCCUUGUCGCCUUCCUCCAGCUCCCUAUCCCAGAGCAGCCUAGCGAACAGUACCGGUUCGGCGUUUGGGGCUUCUGCGUUCCGCGUUUUAGUGCUUGGAAGUCCAGGUGUGGGGAAAACGUCUGUGACGCAACAGUUUAUGACCUCGGAAUAUCUCGGUGGUUUUGAUGCUAGUAUCGAUGGCGAGCGAGAACGAACCGUGUCGGUCCUCCUGGAUGGAGUAGAAUCGUCCAUAGCCUUCCUCGACUCCGGGGACGAAAUGGACUGGACUCUGGAGACGGGUAUUGAUGCCUACGUUCUCUUGUUCUCCAUCGACGACCGGUCCACGUUCGAGGACUGCACCGAUGUCCUGUUCGAGAUCCGCAAACAGAACCACCAGGACACGCCCAUCAUCCUCGUCGCCAACAAGUGCGACUUGGUGCGCACUCGCAGCGUAGGCACGGAAGAAGCUAAAAGUGUCGCUUCCACGUACAACUGCAAGUACAUCGAAACGUCCGUCGUGUUGAACCACAACGUCGAUGAGCUGUUGGCGGGGAUCGUCUGCCAGAUGCGGCUCAAACGCAAGACGUCGAUGAAGACGUCGUCAAAGAAGUCUGGCGGCGACGACGACCACGGCUGCUACUCCCGCAGCAAGACUCUCCUGACCAAGAUAUUCAAGAAAGACAGCGUGUCCAAGUCGUGCGACAACCUGUACGUCCUCUGAUACUGUUCUAGUAGACGUUGACGUUGUCGCUGCCGAUGUUGGUGAUCAUUAGAAUGUUGUUGUUGUUGUUGAUCAUGUUGACGCCAAAGUUGACGCUGAUUGUGAAGACGAUGUCGAUGGAGUUGAUAAUGAUGAU
Molecule: messenger RNA, 1189 nt
Organism: Gigantopelta aegis
Lineage: Eukaryota; Metazoa; Mollusca; Gastropoda; Neomphalida; Peltospiridae
Product: ras-related protein Rap1-like
Exons: 4
Coding region: 46-1053 (335 amino acids)
Cellular component (GO): plasma membrane
Molecular function (GO): calcium channel regulator activity; GTP binding; GTPase activity
Source: RefSeq, a predicted model, not a curated record